ACUUAAAUGGUUUUGUUAUCUUGAUAUUCUUUGUUAAAAAUGAUACCUAGAUAGAUUCAGGAGCUUCUGAUUGGUAGCUGUGCAGAUAUUCCUCUUGUAAUUGGCUGAUAGCUCCCAGUAGUGUAUUGCUGCUUCUUCAACAAAGGAUAUCAUGAGAAUGAAGCAAAUUAUAGAAGUAAAAAGAGUCAUGAAAGAAACAGUUUGGGUUUCAUGUCCCUUUAAUACUGGCUAUAUUUUCACUCUUACAUGGAUUCUUUCUUGGAAAUCAAUCCUGGUUUCUUUUUCAGAUUCUUGUUGCACUGCGACAUCUACACUUCAAAAACAUUGUACACUGUGACCUAAAGCCAGAAAAUGUUCUGCUUGCUUCCGCUGAACCAUUUCCUCAGGUGAAGCUCUGUGACUUUGGUUUUGCACGUAUUAUUGGAGAGAAGUCAUUUCGGCGUUCAGUUGUUGGGACUCCAGCUUAUUUAGCCCCCGAGGUUCUUAGGAACCGUGGCUACAACCGCUCUCUGGACAUGUGGUCUGUAGGGGUGAUUAUAUAUGUUAGCCUUAGUGGGACAUUCCCGUUCAAUGAGGAAGAAGACAUUCAUGACCAGAUACAGAAUGCAGCAUUCAUGUACCCACCAAACCCCUGGAGAGAGACCUCCUCAGAUGCUAUCGAUCUUAUAAAUAAUUUGCUGCAGGUAAAGAUGAGAAAGCGCUACAGUGUAGACAAGACUCUAUAUCACCCCUGGCUACAGGAUUACCAGACAUGGUUGGACUUGCGUGAGCUGGAAUAUAAGAUUGGAGAACGCUAUAUCACCCAUGAAAGUGAUGACCCACGCUGGGAAAUGUAUGCUGGGGAUCACUGCCUACAGUACCCUCCUCAUCUCCUAGCCCCACCAUGCACAGAUCCUGAGGAUGCAGAAAUGAGAGCACUUGGGGAGAGAGUCAGUAUCCUCUGACACACACUAUUCUUACUGCACUUUGUUACAUUCCUCUACUAAUAUUAGAGGGAACAUUCUAGAGAACAUGAAGAGUUGAAAUACAAUGUUCACAUGUUGGAAUACCAGUAUUCAACAACUGCUCCCAAUCAAAAAGGCCAUGUCCACACUCUUCAGGUGUCUGCAGUGGAUGAAUGGAUCCCAAGUCACCCAGCCUUUUGAUAACACUCCAUGGGGCUGCAGGGAAUGUACUCCCCUUCUUUACUGAGGAAGCUCAGAUUAUUAGACUUAAUAGACUGUGUGAUGUAGGGUCCUCUUUUUUUCUUUUUUAGGAUUUGCUACAACUUAAGCACUGUUCUGCUCAAGUGACCUGCAACGCAUUGUGGUGGUUCUUAUCCUAUCUUCAAAAAUAGCAGUGCAGUGUAUGGCUGGCCCAUCCCUCAGUGUUGCAUUGUGUGUGUAUACAGUUAGCACACAUAUGAGGAAAACACUUCUGGAUAAAACAAAAAUAUGAUUGAGAGACUACUUUCUCAUGAGGUCAAAAGGGAAACAAUCCAGCCUUUCUUACGGCAGGUCAUUAAUCUGUGUUAUGUUGAGAAACCUUACCAUUCACUCAUCAUUUGUUCUCCACAGUGCGUUGCUAGCACCCCCAGCACUAAAUCCAUCUAAUCUGCUGGUCAUAGAUGUUUUUGUUCUUUUGUUUGUUUUUGACUCCAGAGUAGCCUGUAUGUUUUACUUUUAUUUUUUAUUUUUUUUAUUUAAGUCAUCGACCGCUGUGUGUCCUGCAAACCUUGGUCUGCCCUGCUAGACGGUUAGCAGACCACAGGAAGUACACAGUGAACAGCCUGUAACAAGACUGGCUGACCAGAGCAAUGAUAUUGUGGACAUGGAAGCUCUGUGCCAGGAUUUUUCUUUAGUGUCCUGUACUACGCGGCAAUUUGUAAUAACGGAUCACCAGUGCUCUGUUCAAGGGUAUUCUUUCAAUUUUCUGCUCUCAUCCCCACAAAGGCCUUUAUUGGUUUGAUCUCAAAAUAUUUUAAUUUUAUGUUUAAAAUUAAAAAGAAAAGGAAAAAACACUAUUUUUUUUGUUAAAGGUCAAUACAGUGUACAGUACUCCGUAUGCUCCAUAUUAUCCUCCGCUGACAGAUUUUAGAUUAUAUUCUUACAUUUCUUUCCUAAAUAAAGCCCAAUACUGUGUUAUUAUUUUAUCGGCCUUUUAAAAGAAAA
Molecule: messenger RNA, 2150 nt
Organism: Bombina bombina (fire-bellied toad)
Lineage: Eukaryota; Metazoa; Chordata; Amphibia; Anura; Bombinatoridae
Product: serine/threonine-protein kinase D1
Exons: 4
Coding region: 516-944 (142 amino acids)
Biological process (GO): protein phosphorylation
Molecular function (GO): protein serine/threonine kinase activity; ATP binding
Source: RefSeq, a predicted model, not a curated record